Molecule: messenger RNA, 1293 nt
Organism: Priceomyces carsonii
Lineage: Eukaryota; Fungi; Ascomycota; Pichiomycetes; Serinales; Debaryomycetaceae
Gene: CDS1
Product: phosphatidate cytidylyltransferase
Exons: 1
Coding region: 1-1293 (430 amino acids)
Cellular component (GO): endoplasmic reticulum membrane
Molecular function (GO): phosphatidate cytidylyltransferase activity
Source: RefSeq, a predicted model, not a curated record
AUGACUGACAUAAGGGGAGAAGAAUCAAAGGCGACUGAAAAAUCAUGUUCUCAAGAAAAAGCUAAAAGUCCGAGUAAAUUUGAGACAGAGAAACUGGUGGUUAAUGAAAAGGAGAAAAAGAAGCAGGCUUUCAUAACGAGGUCUAUAUGGUCCCUCGUUAUGAUCUUCGGAUUUCUUAUAUUAAUUGCAUCAGGACAUUUAGCAUUGAUUGGAAUAGUGUACUUGUUUCAGGUAUUGACAUUCAAAGAGAUAAUUGGUUUGACAUCUGAGCCUGCGAGAGAUAAAAACAUACCUUACAGCAGGUCAUUGAAUUGGUAUUUUCUAUUCGUUACGUUGUAUUAUUUAGAUGGUGAGAGUUAUUUUGAUUUUUUUCAAGAACAGGUAUACGCUAGCAGAUUUUUGACUACAUUAGUAUUGAAUCAUAAAUUUAUCAGCUAUAGUCUAUUUAUUACUGGCCUAAUCUUUUUUGUCUUUAGUUUGACCAAAGGUUACUACAAGUUUCAAUUUGCUCAAUUAUGUAUCACACACAUGACACUUCUUUUAGUUGUUGUUCAAUCGCACUUGAUCGCGGACAAUAUUUUGAAUGGAAUUAUCUGGUUUUUGUUGCCUUGUUCGUUGGUUAUUGUUAACGAUGUUUUUGCUUAUUUAUGCGGAAUCACAUUUGGGAGAACCCAAUUACUUGAAAUAUCACCUAAAAAGACUGUUGAGGGUUUCGUUGGGGCUUGGAUUUGUACCGGCAUUGCAGCUGUUUUUUUUACGUAUUUUUUGACUCGUUCAGAUUACAUGAUUUGUCCGGCAGAAAAUAUAACGUCAAACAUUUUUAAUUUCCCUGAAUGUGAGCCUAAUCCCGUUUUCAUUCCACAAUUUUAUCAAUUGCCAAAAGUUGUGAGCAAAUACUUACAUGUUGAUAUGAUAACGUUUAAGCCAAUUCAUUUUCAUUCUGCAAUGUUAGCCACUUUUGCUUCCUUGAUCGCCCCUUUUGGUGGCUUUUUUGCAAGCGGUUUAAAGAGAGCAUUUGGUAUUAAAGAUUUUGGAGAUACUAUACCAGGACAUGGCGGAAUCACCGAUAGAAUGGAUUGUCAAUUUUUAAUGGGUUCGUUUAGUUACUUGUAUUAUCAGACCUUUAUUUCUGUUGCGAACAUAAAUGUGGGAAAGAUCUUGCAAACUGCUAUUCUAAACCUUUCUGUAGCUCAGCUUUUACAAUUGAUCAAGAGUCUAUUGAGAUAUCUCCAUAGCAUCGGCGUCAUUGAUGACGAAAAAUUGAGAAGCCUUUUCGGUCUUUUAGAAAUAUGA